Molecule: messenger RNA, 855 nt
Organism: Exophiala spinifera
Lineage: Eukaryota; Fungi; Ascomycota; Eurotiomycetes; Chaetothyriales; Herpotrichiellaceae
Exons: 1
Coding region: 1-855 (284 amino acids)
Biological process (GO): peptidyl-lysine monomethylation; peptidyl-lysine dimethylation
Cellular component (GO): cytoplasm
Molecular function (GO): protein-lysine N-methyltransferase activity
Source: RefSeq, a predicted model, not a curated record
AUGCGAAGCUGGGACAACUAUUACCAAAAUGACCUCGACCAACAGCGCCGAGAUCACUCCGAGGGAGACGAAGACUCCAACACAGAGGACGUUGCCGAGUUACCAGACCCAUCAGAUCUGGAAUCGUGGUUCGACGACGUCGGCGCUCCAGCAAAGACACUUGAGUUCCUGACGUCCGAGUCUUUCCCGUUAUCACCCAACUACUCCGUCGCCGACGAUGACGACGACGACGAAGAAGUAGAAGGAGAAAGUUCUUCGGACCGACGGCCUAGCGUACUGGAUCUCGGCACGGGCAACGGCAGUGCCUUGUUCUCCUUGCGCCUCGAAGGAGAGUACACGGGACGCAUGGUCGGGGUGGACUACUCGAGCCAAAGCAUCGAGCUCGCCAGGAAGCUGUGCAGACAGUACUUCCCACCUUCAAACGCCGAGGGAGGCGGUGAUGUGACGUUCGAAGUCCUCGACCUCGUCAACGACGACCCGACGACGAAACCGUGGUGGCCGACGCCACAGGGCGGAUUCGAUCUCGUAUUGGACAAGGGCACAUUCGAUGCGGUCUCACUGUCCUCUGCGACCGUGACCGACCCUGCGACGGGGACGGAGAGGAGGAUGUGCGAGUUCUAUCCCGCCAAGAUACUCGACAUGGUCAGGCCGGGCGGGUUCCUGCUGAUCACGAGCUGCAACUGGACGGAGGAGGAGGUUGUUUCGUGGUUCACCGGCGCAGAGGCGAAUGGCACCGGCAACUUCGCCGUCUACGACAGAAUCAAGUACCCCGUUUUCGAGUUCGGGGGACAAAAAGGCCAAGGUGUGGCGAGCGUGUGUUUUCGAAAAUCCCAAAACCCUACGAGUACUCGGUGA